UUCUCUCUCCCUCACUCAAUUUCUCUCUCCCUCACUCAAUUUCUCUCUCACGUCAAUCUCUUUCUCCUCAAUGAAUUUGCUUCAAAAUACACUUGAAAAACCGAAAAUUAUAUCGUAAUUUCACGAAGAUUGCAAAGAUUUUGAGCUUGAAAAUUGCAUUUUUUGGUGCCAGAGCUUUGAUUUUUCCGGGGACUAAACUACUGAGGAAAAUUUUCAACAUACUUCUGCGAACCGUGUCUUAAAUGUUGAACAUGCAUAAACAGAAGACCUAAAAUUCAAUCAAUUUCAGGUGCCAGAGAAGCACCACAGUUGUAUCAAUAGUCGCACCAAUUCGAUAUGCUCACCUAGCAGCCAGCCAAGUAUCACAGUUCCUCAAAUAUGAGGACCUAUCAGAAAUAUCAUCAGGUCAUGGAUGCGUGACAUCUGUUGGAAGUCUUCUUGUGCCUGAGCUCCCCAAGCUUCAUGACAGAAUGAACCUGGUAAGCAAGUUAGGGGUGCUAAAAAGAUUAGAAAUACAAGCAAGUCUCAUGUAGCUUUCAAGGAGCUAUUCUGCACUUGUGAUUCAAGUUGUUUCGUGAUUUCACUCCAAAGUUUCUCAAAGAUAUAGGUUUGAAGUAGGUGGUUGGUGCUCGUUUCUUUGAAAGUGCUGGUGGUGGUCACGGAUGUCUUCUCUACUUGAUGCAGUGCUGCUGCUGUUGGUGUUAGUCUGAAGAGAGUGGCAGGGACCCUGCUGUGGUUGCCAUUUACUGGAAGAAGUGUUCUGAUCAUGUGGAAGGCAUAUGAAACUUGUAGCAGCCAAGAUAUACAUGAUGAGCUAAAUUAUACAAAACUCUCUGUCAUUGAAUGUUAUCUCUCUACAAGAUGAGAUAAAUUAUAAAACAGAAGUAUACGUGUGUAUGUCAAAGUAAACCAUUUCAUAUUAAGUAAAUAAAACAAUACAAAAAGUAAAUGAAAAAGUAGAAAACUAAUUAAACGCACACCUAAACUCUAAUUACAAAAACUCAAAAGUAAAUUAGAAAUUUUUCGAAAGUAUUUUGAUAACAUAGAAACUCCGAUAAUUGGAGUAUAUGGAGGCCAAAGUAAAGGUUUUCAAACGAAAAGUAAAUAAAACAAUACAAAAAGUAAAGAUGAACCCACGUGGGAUUCGAACCCACAUCUGUGCAUUUGCACAAUGCUCUACCGGUUGAGCUAGUAGGCUAGUGGUAUCUUAAUAGGAAUAGUUAGAACACUAUCAUACACUUUGCAUUUUAUUCAAUUUAUUGCCCAUAACAAAACAGUCAGCACAAGCCCAGCAAAACAACAUAUCAGCUAAGCAAAGAUAAAGGCAACGCAUCAUAAAGCAUGGGUCAACUUUGGUCAUGUUGACCAAAUCUCAGUACACUAACCUAGCCAUAAACAACAACAACAAAAAACUAGCUCAAACAAGAGCAACAACACAACUCAACAAUGACUGCAGAACCUCACGCUAGAAGGCCCAAAAGCAGGCAGCAGAACAUCCAAGAUAACCACACGCAGAUAUAGAAGACCACAACGCAAAAAGAAAAUAAAAAUAAGCAGCCAGGCAACAUCAUCAACUAAAAACCUACUGAAACCAGAACAGAAGCCGCUACAACAACCCUACAGACAACGAACUCCUCACAACACCUAACUACAGAAGCCUCUGACAACUCUAAAGCUUCAUUACUAGAACUGACUGUAAUAGAUCAGCACCGUCAAUGCAAGCAGAACAGAACCACCAAAACUGACCAGCAACAAAAUACUCGGUAAUAGAUCAACAUCAAAGAAGCCAUCAACCACAGUAGUCAGCACACUGUUCGUUGCCCAUGAAAUGUGUGCAUCAGCUAGUUCUGGAGAGGAAAGGCUUGAUGCAGUGGAGAAGUAACAGUACAUAAGCAUCUUCCUAGAAACGGUUAGCUAAUAAAUUUACUCUCUGCAACCCAUCUGCUUCUAUAUGGAGCAUACUUUCAGUGAAUUGGAUGAGGUAAUAUGAGUAACAAACUCGAACUACAUUUGAAAUUAUAAUCAGUUUAUACCUCUUAAACUAAUAUAACAACCACAAAGGCUACCUUGUCAGGCCUCAGUCCUUCGACCAACAUAUAUGUUAAAAUUGAACUAUUUCCAUAUAAGUUUCAUCCAGAAAAAUAAUUCAUACCAAAGGGAUAAUCCAAACAUCAACCAAAGUCAUUCUACAAAUUGAAGAUUAUAUACCAAUUGCAAACCUAAAACUGAAGCAACUUAAAACAUUCCAAGGCAAGAAAUUACCUAGCCUAUUGAGGAGACAAAGUGAGACAGAAUUCCAUUCCUUUCUCUUCAACAUACAAUAAAACGAACAAAUUCGAGCAAACCAGAGUAAGAUGAAUCAACAAAUUUUGGAGAAGAAAGAUAAAAGUUCGAGUAGCAAUCGAACAUGUAAAAUGGCAAAAAUAAUCAAUUGAAACCCUAAUAAAACAAUCAACAAUAAAAAUCGGAAAAUAAAACAUACCUCGACGGUAAAUCGCAGGAAAAAUUGAGAAAAUAGAGGAAAAUCCGAGUAAUAAUGGAGGAAGAAGUUGAAGGGUGACGAAAACUUCACUACAUGGCGGAGAAGGAAGGAGGAACGAGAAAUUAGGAGAGAGAAAACGAAAGGAAGAGAGAGAAAAAAAAUCUGAAAAAUGGGUUGAAAGAGGGAUGUCAUUCAGCGAUCUAAAGUUACCAAACUACCCUUAAUAUUUUGAUUUUUCGGGUGAAUUAUGGGCUGUUGGAUUAAUUUGAUCUACGGUUGAGAUUGGUUCUCAGUUCUCAUCUUAAGGGGUGGUUCUCACCAGAUCCUGAUUCUAUAUAUAUAUAUAUAUAAAUGAAUGCUAUUUUGGAGAUAAAAAAUUUAACAGAUCUAGGUUCAUACCUCUUCGUCGGAGGAGGAUUCUGUUUCAUACCUCCAUAUGAAGUCUUCUUAUUCAUCAAUCUCACAACUACCGUCGUCACCAAUUUCUGCCUCCCCCCCCCUGUAGUUUCAGCCCCACUGCCCUCACCCAUUUCCGAGAUUAACAUUAAUGGAUACUUCUUAAACUAACCCCCAACUGAAACAGGAAAGCUCUAAUCAAAUCUCGAGGAAGAAGAAGAGGAGAACAAGAAGAUGAACAUUAUUUUUAUUUUUUUUAACGCUGAAUGAAAUCUCGAGGAAGAAGAAACCUGAAGAAAAUGGUGGUCGAACUUGGAGCUCAGGUGGGCUUAAUUGAAAGAGGAACUCGGCAAAGAUGGGAAAAGGGGGAAAAUAAUUGUCAUGUCAUACUUGCCAUAUCAUCACCCUGUUUCUACAUUUUACUAUUCUGUUAUGUUCUUCCCCCAAAAAACUAUUUCCAAUUACUUUUAUCUUUUUACUAGGUUAGUUCCCGUGCAAUGCACGGAUAAGACUAAAUAAAUUUUUUCUCUAUUCUGACUAUUUUACUUAAAACAAAAUCAUAUCAAAUUUUAUCAUGGGUUGUUGAAAAAUUAGAGAAAUUUAUUAUUUAUUCGAAUUAUAAAGCGAUUAGUGCAAUCUUAGGUGUUUAGAGUUUCGACAAAGAUACUUAAGUUGGGCAAAAAAAAAAACUUAUCAUACCUUUAUCAGGUAACCGUUUUCUUUUAAAAUUGAAUGAUGUCCAUAACUGUAACCAUUCCCGUGCCGCUACAUAAAAUGAAAGAAAAUAAUAAUAAAAAAUGUUUGUUUGGGUAUGAACAUGUAAUUACACAUUGUUUUUUAAAACUAUUGCAUGUAGGCUAAGAGUAUAAUUAUUAUUUUUUGAAAAAAGUUUAUGAAAAUCAAAAUACUAUCUUGCUAUUACGGAGUAGCAACUUACUACGUAUAUUAUAAAAACAAUAAUAUCAUAAAAGUUGUAAUUUUCCCAUUCCUGACAUAUAUUUUUCAAAUUAGUAUUAAUAUAUUAUGUUAAAUUCUUGCCAUGAUACACAUGAAAACGUAAUUUUGGAAAAAAAAAUCAGAAAAUUAGAUAUUUUAAAAGAUUCUUUAAUUAAAAAAAAAAUAUAAGGACACACCAGGAGGUGACAUGUGUCAUUCCUGGUGUGUCUUUUAGUAUACAGUAUUGAUGAUUUUCCCAUUCCUGACAUAUAUUUUUCAAAUUAGUAUUAAUAUAUUAUGUUAAAUUCUUGCCAUGAUACACAUGAAAACGCAAUUUUGGAAAAAAAAAAUCAGAAAAUUAGAUAUUUUAAAAGAUUCUUUAAUUAAAAUUUUAUUAAAAAAAUAUACUCCGUAUAUAUAUAAGGACACACCAGGAGAUGAUUCCUUGUGUGUCUUUUAGUAUAUAGUAUUGAUGAUUUUCCCAUUCCUGGCAUAUAUUUUUUAAAUUAGUAUUAAUAUAUUAUGUUAAAUUCUUGCCAUGAUACACAUGAAAACGUAAUUUUGGAAAAAAAGAAAUUAGAUAUUUUAAAAGAUUAUUUAAUUAAAAUUUUAUUAAAAAAAAUAUAUAAGCACACACCCGGAGAUAACACGUGUUAUUCCUGAUAUAUUUUUUAGAAUAUAGUAUUGAUUUGGGUGUGAUAUGUUUUAGUAAAUACAUAUGUGACAUUUAUUUAUACGAGUAACAUCUUAGAACGUUCUGUACUUCUGUAGUAGUGACCAUCCAGUUAGUUGGUCACAUGCUGACAUGGCAUUACUACCUCAUUUUUAAAACAUGUUACCGGAAAUUGUGCAUGUAUAAGAUUGCAAUGGUGCAUCAUCAUCUUCCUCAUCAAAGAAAUAAAAAUAAUAUGUUAAACUUCUCAUCAUUCCACGUAAUUUCUCUCAAAACAUAAAGUGUUAUUCUCCACCCAUUAAAAUUUUAAAGCAUAAAAUAUAAAUUCAAAAUCUUAAAUUGUGCAUAAAAUUUAAGAAUAUAUAUUUAUUUGGGUUUUUCAUAAAAAUUUUUAAAAAAAAUGGGGGUGGAUUAUUACAAUAUAUUGCAGGUUGAUAGAAAUGCAUCAGAUGAUGAUUUAAAGAAGGCGUAUCGAAAAUUGGCUAUGAGAUGGCAUCCUGAUAAAAAUCCCACCUUUAAGACAGAAGCUGAGGCCAAAUUCAAGCAAAUAUCUGAAGCUUAUGAGGUUCUGAGCGAUGAGCAGAAGCGGCAAUUCUAUGACCAGCAUGGUGAAGAAGGAUUAAAGGACAUACCACCCCCCGGUUCAGGUGGUGGGUCCCCCUAUGGAAGCAACAAAACAGGAUUCAAUCCUAGAAGUGCAGAGGAUAUUUUUGCAGAAUUUUUUGGGACAAGUCCUUUUGAAUUUGGGUCAUCACCAAGUGUUGGAAGAAGCAAUAAAAAACAUUCAUACAGUGAUGGUGGAACUGAGAAUAUGUAUAGAACAAACAGUGAGACUACCACCCUAAAGAAACCGCCUCCUAUUGAAAAUAAGUUGCCUUGCACUCUUGAAGAACUCUAUUCUGGAUCCACUCGAAAGAUGAAGAUCUCAAGAACAGUCAUUGAUGCCAAUGGAUGUAAAGUACCUGAAACAGAAAUACUAACAAUAGAAGUAAAGCCGGGAUGGAAAAAGGGAACAAAGAUCACAUUUACAGAUAAAGGAAAUGAACAACCAAAUCAGCUUCCAGCAGACUUAGUAUUUGUAAUUGAUGAGAAGCCUCAUGACUUGUACAUCAGAGACAACAACGACUUAAUAAUGACUCACAAAGUAACUUUGGCUGAAGCAAUUGGAGGAACUACAGUGAAGGUUACAACAUUGGAUGGUCGUACACUCUCAAUACCUGUCAGAGAUAUGAUUACUCCAGAUUAUGAGCUUGUAGUUGCCAAAGAAGGAAUGCCUAUUCCAAAAGAUCCUAAAAAUAUAGGUGAUUUAAGAAUCAAGUUUGAAGUCAAGUUCCCUAACAAACUCACAUCUGAACAGAAAAAGGCCUUAAAGACUGCGUUUAACAGCUGAUCAUCUUGUAUAUAAUAAUAUAUAUACCAUUUUGUUCUAAGUUAGGAUAUAUGAAUACUUGAUCAAUUUAACAUGUAGCUUGUAAAGUUUCUGAUUUCUGAUUUCUGAUUUCUAAGCAUAUUCAUUUUUUUGUUAACAUAUUUCUUCCCAAAUCA
Spinacia oleracea (spinach) is the source of this 6032-nucleotide messenger RNA. RefSeq lists its product as uncharacterized. Gene Ontology annotation, cellular component: cytosol. The coding region runs from base 4888 to 5877 and encodes 329 amino acids. NCBI's taxonomy places the organism in Eukaryota, Viridiplantae, Streptophyta, Magnoliopsida, Caryophyllales, Amaranthaceae. The transcript is spliced from 9 exons. Gene Ontology annotation, molecular function: protein-folding chaperone binding. The record is from RefSeq and is a predicted model, not a curated record.